AUGGAAGACCCUCCACACAAGCGCAAGAGAAGCGUUUCUGAUGAUGAGGGUUACGAGCCCUCGUUGAUAGGAUCUUCCGACCUCCCUGGAAGAGCUCCACCAGAAGUUCCUUCAGAGGGGUAUCAGCGGUCAGAGUCUUGGGCCAAGAGGCCUAGACGAGCCUUAUUACCAAGGGAGGUGGAGUUGGCCAAGAAUGUAUGCGCCGAGAUCGGAAAGAUUGGCGAAUAUCCUCAACAGUUGUCGCUCGACUUGGAGAACGUGUCGGGUUCCAUUGCGCAAGAGAUCGACUCCGAUGACUACUUGCGCAACUCCCUGCUCGAAUUCCUAGUGGCAUUGACCGUUGAACAGCCCCAAAAGGUGUUCAUUGUUGGUGCGCUCGUCCAGCUGACAAAUUUCAAAAACCCCAAAGCCGGUCAGUAUGUCUUGGAGUACCUGCAUUCAAAGGCACAGAACCUAUUUGAACAGAUUAAAGUUGCUAGCGACGACGUGUUGGAGUCUAGCGAAUGCGGUGUGAUUACUAGACUCAAGCUUAUUCUACGUCUGCUUGCUGUACUGAGCCCGAUGAUGGUCUCUGGCGAUCCAAUCACGAGGACCUACGAGCACUUGAUGGAGCUGGCCGUCGAGCUACAGGACAACUCCGUCCAGCGAGUCGCAGUGGCUCAGCUGCUGUAUUUCAACGUGCUAGUAUCUGUGCCGUAUUACUUAGCGGUGCAGAAAGAUGAGAGCUUUUCGGAUCGUGUUCUCGCUAUUGCACGCAAGUUCAAGCUUGCGGAUGUGUCUGAAGAGAGCCGGGCUAACUAUAGACACUUCAAGUCUCCUAACAGACCGUACGAAGCUAAGGAGCUCGUGAAAUUGAUUUUACCUGCACUGGAAGCCGUCGACAAAGAGCUUCCGUUCUUUGUUGACUUACAGCAAAUAAUCAGGUCGCACGAGCCUGAGGAUGUUGAGAAACACCUGUUCCAACAGUUCAACAUUCCGUCGAGUGAGCACUGGGCUUCGUACAAUCUACGGGGAAAUAUUGAUUCUCUUUGGAAGUAUCCGCGCUAUGUCUUGGAAUGCUUCUUGCCUUCUGUCACUGGUUUCGAUACGGUUCCUCCAGUCGACUCCUACCUCUCUAUAAUUCUAAGAGACGUGACUCAGGACAUUGUUCAGAACAUGGAGUUCAACCGUGUUACUGUUUCCAGACAAAUGUUGUCAUUGAAUGUGUUUUUCAACGAGAAACUGUUCUCUAAACCUAACUCUUCCAUCGACAAGCUCACGAUCCUCAACAACCUCAACUCGGGCGUGGAUUUGAUUAGCAGCUUGGAGAACAAUGAGGAGCUCGAUCCACAAGUCAAAGAGUCCAUGAUUCAGUCUGCAACGUAUGUCCAGCAGGAAUUUGACCAGGGCUACACCUCGACGUGGAAGAUGGAGCAGGUGGUCACCGAAGCCGUGCUGGACCUUAUGUUCCAUCUUCCAAAUGCGCCUUCCCCCUCUGUGUACUAUCAGAUGCUUUUGGCGGACACGUGCGGAAGAGAUUGGGCAAACGUGAGACGGGCACCGGAGUCGGAAGACAAGGUCACUUUUGCCAAAGUUCUGGGCACUGCCAUUCGCUUCUUCUACUCCAACUUCAAAUAUCUGGAUUUUGAGCUUCGCGAGAGAUUUGUCCUCUGGAUGACCGCCCAGCUCAGCAAUUUUGGAUUCGACUGGCAAUGGACGGAAUGGAUUGACGAUCUCAAUACCUUAGACAAGUUAUUCUACCAUCCAGCCAUUUAUCUUUUCAGGAACAUUAUCGGUAGAGAGAUACGACUUAGCACUCCUCAAACGAUUAAGGCUACCUUGCCCCCAGAAUUCCACCGCUUUCUGCGGCUCUCACUCUGGGAUAAGAGACAGGUGAUUAACUUUGACAGCAAACUGUUCGGAUCAAAGCUCGCAGAGUCUGCUUACGAGACGAACUUCGCGGCAGAGGAAAAUAUAGAGGCGAUCCCUGAGGAUGCCGGAAAUGCCGAAAUCUACCAUAUUGUGGACCAGUAUCUGUUCAACAGCGAGGACCACCCGUACCACGAGGUUUGUCACAGUAUUUACACCAACAUUCAAGAAGGAGAGUCGCUGCAACAGUUCAACGAUUUGAUUGUGCUCCUAAAGGAACAAAUAGCCAGGGAAUCUGCCGAACAUCCGGGAGCCGAAGAGUAUCUUAUCGGAAACAUUGACUGCUACAUUGUGACACUGGUGAUCCAGUCCACAUGUAUCAUAGGUUCGCGUUCGCUAUCCGUGGUCGAAAGUGGUGCUCUGGAGCUUUGUGGGGCGAAGCUACGCAAGGUGCUUGGGCUUCCCGCGGCAGAGGGAGAACAUGAAGACGUGGAGAACGACCAGUUCCCGCUGUUGAAGGCAGAAGAAGUAGUUGAACGUCAAAAAUGGUUGAUUGACGGCGUGCUUCGCCUGUGGAAUAACGAGCCAAGAAUUGGCUAUCUGAUUUUGGAAAGAAUCAAGAAUAAGGGAUUUAUUUCUAGUACGCAGCUGGUGGACUCGUUCUUUGCUAACAAUGAGAGCUUGACUAUGAUCAGCCAGGUUUAUGCUAGUGAGCUUUUCGACCGCAUGGUGACGAGUUCUGGGUCAGAGGCCGAGUCAAAAGAUUUGCUACAGACCUUUUACAGCAAGAUCAUCGAGCAUAUCGAACUUCUGAUUGAGAAGCUGGGCGACGACCGCGAGGAAAUGAUCUUAGGCACCGUCGAGACAGAGGAAAGCGCAGACCAAGACACAGAGUUACGCUGGGGUCUACACGGGUGCUUUGAAAUCAUGCGCUCAAAAGCACGCAAAUUCGCCAGCCUAACUGAUUUCGAGCUGCUUGGCGAAAAGAUCGAAGGCGGAGUGCGUUCUGAGGUGGCUCGAAAAUAUGUUGCAGCAAUUGUCGACGGCAUCCGCACAUCGGCCAAUUAG
Messenger RNA from Ogataea haglerorum, 2916 nucleotides. RefSeq lists its product as uncharacterized. NCBI's taxonomy places the organism in Eukaryota, Fungi, Ascomycota, Pichiomycetes, Pichiales, Pichiaceae. Gene Ontology annotation, biological process: mRNA export from nucleus; nuclear-transcribed mRNA catabolic process, nonsense-mediated decay. Gene Ontology annotation, molecular function: RNA cap binding; mRNA binding. The transcript has a single exon. The record is from RefSeq and is a predicted model, not a curated record. Gene Ontology annotation, cellular component: nucleus; nuclear cap binding complex. Bases 1 to 2916 code for a protein of 971 amino acids.